Haemorhous mexicanus (house finch) is the source of this 3268-nucleotide messenger RNA. RefSeq names its product FGFR1 oncogene partner 2 (gene FGFR1OP2). Gene Ontology annotation, biological process: response to wounding. Bases 244 to 1029 code for a protein of 261 amino acids. The record is from RefSeq and is a predicted model, not a curated record. Lineage: Eukaryota; Metazoa; Chordata; Aves; Passeriformes; Fringillidae. The transcript is spliced from 6 exons.
CGCGGGCAGACUUACGUUGGGACGCCCCCGCGGGCCGGGGCGGGCCAGUGACCCCUCACGUGUCUCGGCUCGCGCCCGUGUCACGACAGACGUCGGUGUCGUCCCUCUGCGUCGCGGUGGCGCCGCGUUUUGGGGGCAGGAGGUGACGCUCCCCGCCGUGACACCCCCGGGACGCCCCUGUCACACCGGGAGGGGACGCCCCGGCAUCUGUCACGCCGGGAGUGCGGCGGUGACGCCCCCGGGAUGCUCCAGUCACGCCGGGACCUUUGCACCAGCCUAAAUUCCUUGGAAUUCCUUGGAAAUUGCAUUCUGGCUCAGCGCUGCCAAACUGGUCUCCGUGGUAACAGAACCCACAAGCUGUGGGAAAAGGUGGCUUCCAAAAUGAGCUGCACCAUCGAGAAGGCGCUGGCGGACGCGAAGGCGCUGGUGGAGCGGCUGAGGGAGCACGACAGCGCGGCCGAGGCGCUCAUCGAACAGACCACAGCGCUCAACAAGCGGGUGGAAGCCAUGAAACAGUACCAGGAAGAAAUCCAGGAGCUCAAUGAAGUAGCAAGACAUCGCCCUCGGUCUACUCUAGUGAUGGGUAUCCAGCAGGAAAACAGACAGAUUAGGGAAUUGCAACAGGAAAACAAAGAACUGCGCACAUCUCUCGAAGAGCACCAGUCAGCUCUGGAACUCAUCAUGAGCAAGUACAGAGAACAGAUGUUUAGGUUGCUUAUGGCGAGCAAAAAGGAUGAUCCAAGUAUAAUAACGAAGUUAAAAGAGCAACAUUCCAAGGAGCUGCAAGUGCAUGUGGACCAAAUUACAGAGAUGGCAGCGGUGAUGAGAAAAGCCAUUGAGGUGGAUGAAAGGCAUGGCUGCAAAGAGCAGGAGCGCAUCACCCAGCUCGAGCAAGAAAACAAAGGCUUGAGAGAAAUUCUUCAAAUCACUAGAGAAUCGUUUCUGAACCUCAAGAAAGACGAUGCAUCAGAGAGCACGUCCCUGUCAGGAUUAGUGACAAGCAGUGAUCUGAGCCUGAGGAAAAGCUAAGGACUCUGGAAAUCAGCAAGCUUCAGUUGCACACUUAAACCAAUGGAGCAUCAGGGGGCACUGGUCAAGCACUUGUUACUGAAUAGGGCACCAGCAAGAGAAUGCAUCCAACUCCGGCUCAGUGGCUUUUAUACUGUGUAACAUAAAUUCAGCUGGUGUUCUGGAAUACCCUCAGUGACAGAUUGAUUGCCAUAGAUCUAACCUCAGUAGGAAAUGGAUUAAUGCACUUGCUGAAUUGCAAAUUCAUUUUAUAUGAACUUGUUUUACAGAUAAAAGGUGAGAUUUCAAGUAAUUUAUAUAAAUUAUUGCUCAUACAAAGUUCAGUGCAACUCUUAGAUAAUAAAGGUAAGAUUUCAAGUCUGAUCUCUGCCUUAGAAAGUAGUAACUUAUGAAUAUGCUCUGUGCAUGAUCCACAUAGCAUUUUUUCCUUUUGUUUUGGUUUUAAUAACUUCUCAUUUUGCAACAAACCUCUUUGAUGGGAGGGGUACACAGGCAGCAUAAAAUUUAAGGAUUCUGUCAUUUAGCCUUGAGGUAUCUCCUUAAAAUACAAGGCCAGUUUUUAAAUGUAAAGAAUGCUGUCAGUCAGUAGUUUGGAGUUUUUAAAUGAAACAAAUUUUUAAAUUAAACAAAUAUAUUCUUUCAAAUAUGUUCACUGAAUUGUAUUGUGAGAACAUGGAAAGAGCUGUUCCCACUUUGUUGUUCUCAGGAACACAGGUAGCAAUACAAUCCUGCCUCAGCUUUUACCUUUCGGAGGGGAAAUCCAGCUCACUUCUCUGUCAGUAAGAAGUCAAGUCCCAUGUCUCUCUUCUCCAGCUGCCUGCCCAAACUUCCUGAGUGAGGAAUGGCAACUGGAAAGCACAAAAGCAGGGGCAGCAAAAAGGGGGGAUGGAGGAAGGAGGAAGCAGCUUCAUGGCAGAGUUGGCAGCCUGCAAUUAAUAGUCUUAAUUUUCCUUUCUCCAGUACUAACUAGUCAUCAAGAAGGUUUUAAAGUGAGUUAAGCAGAGUGAAAGCUGUCAGCUACAGAAAACUGUGGAGUUACAGCUGCCACCCACAGUUUCACAUUCUGGCUGUUCAAUAACCCACCAAGCAACAGGAGCUGGGCUAUCCUGAAAUCAACCACCACUUAGGUUUGAUUUUCAAUCACAGCAACACAGAAGGAACUAAGCACCCAACACUUCCAAGCGUGCCAGCUUCAAUGCAGCUUCCUGUGCCCCAGCACAGCUUCCCUGAGCUCAAGUUAAAUGCUCCACAGGCCUAAGGAGGAGCUUUCAGUGGCACUGAACUGACUUAGGAGCAGCUCAGUACCUUUGUUCUGUGUCUCUGUUGCUGCUCCUUCCCAUGGUGCUUUUAAGAAGGAAAUAAGUGAGAAAGGAACAUUAGCAGGCAGUAAAUGCUGGUUUUCAGUGAACUUAUACAUGUGCUGACAGGACAGGUAAAUCAGGCCUCCACAUUCUCACAGCCUGCUUUAGAAAUGGAAAAGCUGCUACUUCUCUGCAGAGCACCUUGGCUUCUUGCUAGACUUAGGAACACACUGAGGACAUUCACAUGCAUGGAAAAAAGUUAUGGCCAUUUCCAGACUUGUGAAGCAGCCGUGGGGAAAUUCUGGGGGAACAUUUUAGCUCAAGCACAAAAUAUUCUUAUCUGCUUUUAUAUUACCUGUAAAGCUUCGCUGGUGCUUCUCUAAUCUAGAUUUUGCAUUUCUGCCAUGGCUUGCAAGCUGCUGACUUACCAGAAGCAACAUCUUUUUUCUCUGGAGUGUUCUGUUGUUGCAAACUUACAAGGAAUUUUGGGCUCAGUUGUUCAAGUUCUUGUUUCUAGAAGUGUAUUUUCAGCCAUGCAGUGGUGUCAAGAGGCAUUUCUAUCCAUUUAAUGCUGAAUUCAGCUUCAUGGCUGACUUCUGGUUUGGCUUCCAAAUACAGAAGAGGGUUGUUGGUCUGUGGCAGUACUUUGAGGUUGCUCUAUUACAAAAUAAGGCUUGAUUAGUGUUUAUUUUUGUAAAUUAAAAAAAAAAAAAGUGACUUAAAUUAUCUACUCCUAGUCUUCACAUUUGAUACGUCUCCCCUUUCAUUCCCCUACCCUGAUCACUUUAGGAUUUUAAAGAGCCUUCACAGUGUGUGGAGUGACUAUUUUUCAUUGCAUACCUGUUAUUUUUGUAAUGCAGAUGGCUUGAAAAGGAUUUAUGGCUAGAAUUGUGUACUGUACAGUAAACUUAUUUUAUCAAUAAAGUUGACUGAAAACA